CACUAAUCAUAGACGCGGACUCAAACCGUGCCAGGCCAGCGCUAAAAAUGUCAGCCUCUCUCCAGCGAUGCAGCCAGCUGUCCUGGAGUCGGUCCAGAUCAGACCAACAUUUGCUGAUCCAGAGGACCCGCUGGGACUGAGCGGACCUGGACCAGUCAGUGGUCUCUGCUGGGCAUUUAGAAGCUUGGUAGGGGGGGUUAAAAUAUUAAGACAGAAGGUUCUUCAUCCUCAGCUGUGUUAUUUAUGAUCGGCGGAGGAGAAAGGAGCUUGGUCAGAAGUCGAUCCAAUUUAUUAUCCUUGCAGACUUGACGCUUCGGUUCGGUGGAGCGCACGUUUCGUUUAGGUGUGAGCAGCGCGUGUGCCGGUGCGCCACAGCUCAGCUGGAAGGCAGCAUCAUGGACCUAGUGAAAAUAGCGGUGUCCUUCCAUAUCCUCCUGGGUCCUGCAUGGACCUCAUCCCGACAUUCCCACAUGGACAGCGUCCUCUCGUCCCGCUCAGUCUUUAGGUUUCUGGAUGGACCGCUGAGGUUUGACCCCUGCUGUCUAAUGUCUCCUCCUCCUCCACUGCUCUUUCCUCCUCCUCCUCCAGAGCUGUGGAAGCAUGGCAGCAGCUCUGAGGCUAUCAGCCUGUUAGAUCCAACUGUUUUAGGAGGUGCGAAGCAGGAAAGAGAAAAUGCUGUGCAUCCAGACUGUUCUCCUGGACCUCCAGGACCUGCAGGACCAAGAGGCCCGGAGGGUCAAAGUGGAUUACCUGGGAUAAGAGGGCCAAAAGGGGAAAAGGGAGAAAUUGGACGUCCAGGGUCAAAGGGUCGCACCGGCGCUCCAGGCCUUCCAGGAAAACCAGGACUUCCAGGACAGCCUGGUCCAGAGGGACCCAAGGGUGAGAGGGGUGACCAAGGACUCAUGGGCUUACCAGGACUCCGAGGUCCAGCAGGGACAAAGGGGUCACGUGGUUACAAAGGUGAUAAGGGUGAGCGAGGUGACUCUGGUUCAUCAGGACCAAAAGGAGACAAGGGCUCCGUUGGUCUGCCGGGCAUGCUGGGACAAAAGGGUGAACUGGGCCCAAAGGGAGAGCUGGGUGUUCCAGGGAAGAGGGGACCAACUGGAAGACCAGGAAAGAGAGGCAAACAGGGUAUGAAGGGCCACACGGGAACCCCGGGAGUCAUGGGCCCUCCAGGGCCUCCUGGUUCUAAUGGCCUCCCUGGUCCACCGGGACCUCCUGCCUCAGGUCUGUUUCUGGUGGGGGAGAAGGGGGAGAAGGGCCUGCCCGGCCCGCCGGGCCGCUGUGACUGUGAUGCUGUCCUCAGAGGCAACAACGCUCCAUUUGGGAACUAUUACACCCAAAGGCGUGGCAGCAACAAGCUCACUCCGAUCUUUGUGGUGAACAGUGAGGAAGAAAUGAAACGUCUGCAUGUAGAAAAUGCAAUAGCCCUGAGGAAGGAUCAAAGGAUGCUUUACUUUAAAGAUAAAGAUGGCUGGACCCCCAUACAGCCAUUCCAGCCGUUCCAGUCUACGGAGAAAGUCCCAGACAGAGUGGGUGUGUGUGGUGAUGGGAAGGUGCAGACCCAGCACGGAGAGGAGUGUGACGACGGAAACCAGAUUGUCACUGACGCAUGUCUAAACUGUAAGUGGGCCUACUGUGGAGACGGUUACCGACAUGAAGGGAUGGAGGAGUGUGAUGGCAAAGACUUUGGUUAUCAGACCUGUAAAUCCUAUCUUGCAGGCUCCUUUGGGCAGCUCCGAUGCACAGACUCCUGCCUCAUCGACUCAACUGGCUGCAAAAACUUCACCUGAUCCCAGAACAUCACAAAUGGUCAUGUGCAUUUUGCUCUUUCUGAUUGUGGAGGGGAAAAAAAGCCUCUGAUUUCAACUGGAGACAGGAAUUACUAAAGAGAGUUCCUGUGUUUGCUUUGAGCAAUGGACAGUAAUGAAAGUCAGCUUUUAAACCAGCUGUCUCCCUGGAGGAUCAGACCUGGACUUGUCUCAGAGAACUGCUGUUUGUGGUCGGCUGCAGCACUGUUACGGGUGGGGGGGAUUGGGGAUUAGUGGGAACUCAUUUUAACAAUGUGAUGAUUGUACUAUAUGAAAAACCUACAAAAUACGACUUGCUGAAUGUUCAUGCAAAAAUAAGCUAUGUUGACACAAGUGAAAACAGCUACAGGUGUGGCUGGAUCAGAGGUGUGAAUGCAUUGAUUCCUGUUUAAUGUAUCAUGAAACAUAUGUAUGGCUUUUGAUAACGCAUGUAAAUGCAUAAUGUUGCUCUAACUGCUGUUUAACUGCUUUAAAAGUACAACUAGAGGAGAGUGUACACAGCCUGAGAAAUACGACUGAAUGUAGCAAACUAAAAAAACAUCCAGGGGUGCAGCAUGAAGAGUUUAGGCAGAACUAAUCAGCUGAUCAUCUUCUGCAUGGAUGCGAAUGUAAUAAAACACAAAACAAUGAGGAACUA
This is a messenger RNA of Nothobranchius furzeri (turquoise killifish), 2448 nucleotides long. Its product is annotated as acetylcholinesterase collagenic tail peptide. Gene Ontology annotation, biological process: extracellular matrix organization. The record is from RefSeq and is a predicted model, not a curated record. Gene Ontology annotation, molecular function: extracellular matrix structural constituent conferring tensile strength. NCBI's taxonomy places the organism in Eukaryota, Metazoa, Chordata, Actinopteri, Cyprinodontiformes, Nothobranchiidae.